AUGUCUCACAGAACCGAGGUCUCAUGGGGCGCAGUAAUUGAUGCUUAUAUUGAUCAAGGUUUUUUGACGGAUGCAUUGCAAUUGUAUGCAAAGAUGAGGAGUUUGGGACAUUCAGCAAGCAAUGCAAUCUUGGUGGGGGCAUUUGGUGCUUGUGCUAAGCUGCAGGACUUGGCACUGGGGAGGAUUAUUCCUGGGCAAGUUGAGGCCAUGGGGCUACAACUCAAUGUGACCCUUGGAACAAGUCUGGUUGACAUGUACUCAAAAUGUGGAGCUAUCGAAAUGGCCAUGGAGGUAUUCUCUAGGAUGCCUGUGAAAAGUGUUGCAUCAUGGAAUUGCAUGAUCAACGGUCUGGCAAUGAAUGGUGGGGGAAGCGCAGCAAUUGGCUUGUUUAAGGAGAUGCAGGCGUCUGGUUUGGGACCCAACAGUGCAACCUUUGUGGGUGUCCUGCAUGCAUGCAGUCAUGGAGGGCUAGUGAAUGAAGCACUCGAAUUCUUUUCGUGUAUGAGUGAGUUGUACGGGAUUGAAACUAAUGUUAAGCAUUAUGGGUGCAUGGUUGAUCUCUAUGGCCGAGCUGGGAAGCUUGAGAAGGCCGUGGAUGUCAUCAGAACGAUGCCCAUGAAACCGGAUAUUGUAAUAUGGGGAGCAUUGUUAGGUGGGUGCAAGGAGCAUGGCAACGCAAAGCUUGGGGAGCUGGUAGGAGCACAGAUUAUGAAGCUACAACCACAUAAGGUUUCCGGGUGCUCGAGUCUUUCGGAUAUGUAUGCGAUGGAUGGGCGAUUGGAGGACGUGAUCAGUGUAAGGAGGAUGAUGCUGGACAUGUAUGUUGGGAGGGAACCUGGAUGUAGCACCUUGACUUAA
Messenger RNA from Vitis vinifera (wine grape), 858 nucleotides. Its product is annotated as pentatricopeptide repeat-containing protein At5g48910-like. The transcript has a single exon. NCBI's taxonomy places the organism in Eukaryota, Viridiplantae, Streptophyta, Magnoliopsida, Vitales, Vitaceae. The record is from RefSeq and is a predicted model, not a curated record. Bases 1 to 858 code for a protein of 285 amino acids. Gene Ontology annotation, biological process: RNA modification. Gene Ontology annotation, molecular function: protein binding; RNA binding.